This is a messenger RNA of Penaeus monodon (black tiger shrimp), 879 nucleotides long. RefSeq names its product protein D2-like. The record is from RefSeq and is a predicted model, not a curated record. Lineage: Eukaryota; Metazoa; Arthropoda; Malacostraca; Decapoda; Penaeidae.
CGUUUGUUACAGAACACUAUUGAAGCAUGAGGUUUUUUUACAGCCUAGGCAGGGAACAUAAGGUUCGCUGGACAUUGAAUGAGUGUAAGACUCGCUUAACAAGGAACUAGUAUAGGAGGGCUCGGAAAAUAAUAAUAUUUGAUAACCCUUAUCAGGCAGAGGCGCACGAGAGAGAGAGACAAGCUUCGCCACGCUACCACCCCUAUCAUUCACUCCAGUCGCCGACGCCCUCACGACCACCACGACCAGGAUGGAACAGCACGAAGUAGUUCCUGAUGUUCUGGAUGAAGUCCCUCCUGAUGUGGUUCAGAUCAAAUACGCAGAGGCCGAAGUCAACAAUGGCAACGUGUUGACACCCACACAGGUCUUUUCCCCGCCCACCUACAUGAGCUGGCCGGCGAAGGAGAAUGCGCUCUAUACACUUUGCAUGACAGACCCGGACGCUCCCAGCCGUCAGGAGCCGAAAUUCCGCGAGUUUCACCACUGGCUCGUCGUCAACAUCCCCGGCAGCGACUUUGCCCGCGGUAACGUACUCUCAGACUACGUGGGAUCCGGACCUCCCAAGGGCACAGGUUUGCAUCGGUAUGUGUUCAUUGUGUACGAACAGCCAGGCGCCCCGACCACCGCCGCAGCUUCAGCAUCCGUAAAUUCGCCGCGAAGUACAACCUGCGACUGUCUGCGGGAAACUUCUACCAGGCGGAGUACGACCCGAGCACCGACCUGGUCCACAAGCAACUGGGACUUCGCAAGUGAUGAUGGUCCUUAUUAUAGAGUAAAAGCUCGUGUAAACCCUCAUGAAAGGAGAGGAAAUUGGAAUCUUCAUUGGAAUAUUUCUUAUUGAUAUUAUAGUUGUAAAAAAAAAAUACAAUUGGAAUUGUC